Molecule: messenger RNA, 1676 nt
Organism: Polistes dominula (European paper wasp)
Lineage: Eukaryota; Metazoa; Arthropoda; Insecta; Hymenoptera; Vespidae
Product: tRNA pseudouridine(38/39) synthase
Biological process (GO): mRNA pseudouridine synthesis; tRNA pseudouridine synthesis
Cellular component (GO): cytoplasm; nucleus
Molecular function (GO): RNA binding; pseudouridine synthase activity
Source: RefSeq, a predicted model, not a curated record
GCAUGUGUGUUUGUGAUUUAUAUUUUUAUUAUAAGACGUGUAACAGAAUGUAUGGAAUUACAUAUAAUAUAAAUAGUUCUAAUUAUUAAAAUAAUAGGAAGUUGUCAUUUUAAUUAAUUUACUCGAAAUGAAUGAAAUAGUUAACUGUUAUAGAUAUUGAAAAGAAAAACAAUUUAACCUCACUUUUUAGUGAUUGACAUAUGCAUGUGUUAUUAUAAUUAUGGCAAAAGUUAUUAAGAAAAAAACAAAAUUAAAGAGGUUAUCUACUAAAGAAGAAUUGGAGCUUUCUGAUAAAUCGGAAUUGAUAGAUAAAAUAUUACGAUUAGAAGCUUACAAUACGCAACUCCAAACGAUACUUAGAAAAAAUGAGACUAAACAAAUGGAGUCAACUAAAUGUAUUAAUACGUCUAAAAAGCAGUUUGAUUUUACAAAGUGUCAUAAAAGGCAUAUUUUAUUAAAAUUUUAUUACUUAGGCUGGGAUUAUGAUGGUUUUAUAUGUCAAGAAGGAAGUAAUAAUACCGUUGAAGAUUAUUUAUUUUAUUCUUUAAUUAAAAGUUGUCUCAUAGAAUCUCGUGAAAAAUCAAAUUAUCAUCGUUGUGGUAGAACAGACAAAGGUGUCAGUGCUUUCUCACAAGUUAUUAGUUUAGACAUACGUAGCAAAUUAGAACCAGAUAAACAAAAUGAUUUACAAAAUGAAUUGCCUUAUUGUAAAAUAUUAAAUCGUUUACUUCCUCAAAAUAUAAAAUGCAUAGCUUGGUGUCCAGUUCCUAGUGAUUUUUCCGCUAGAUUUGAUUGUAAAACUAGAACGUAUAAAUAUAUUUUUCCUCGUGGAAAAUUAAAUAUCGAUGCUAUGAAUAAAGCAGCUAAAUAUACUAUAGGAUUACAUGAUUUUCGUAAUAUUUGUAAAAUGGAUGUUGCUAAUGGCGUAGUCAAUUUUGAAAGAAGAAUAAUUGAUGCUACAGUUUCGGUAAAACAAAAUGAUAAUACGCAAAAUUCGGGAUACGACAUGUGCGAAUUAAAAAUAACAAGUCAUGCUUUCCUUUGGCAUCAGAUACGUUGUUUAAUGGGAGUAUUAUUAUUAGUAGGACAAGAAAAAGAAAAACCAGAAAUUAUUUUGAAAUUACUUGAUAUCGAUAAUAAUCCUUGUAAACCACAAUAUAAUCUAGCUUGUGAAAUUCCAUUAAAUCUUUAUCAUUCCGAAUAUGAAAAUAUCAAAUGGUAUUACGACGAAAAUGACCUUAUUAACGUUAUCAAAAUUUUACAAAAAGAUUGGUCAAUAAAUGCUGUAAAAUCGACGAUGAUCAAAGACAUGCUAAUGGAUUUAAAAAAUAUUCAAAAUUGUUCAGAUACAACGUUUCAAGAUAAUUUUUUACUACUUGGCGUUAAUUCUAAAGUUUAUCAACCUUUAAUGGAAAGAAUUACUUGCGAAAGUUUAGAAAAUAAGAUCAAACAUUACGAGAAAAAGCGUAAAUUAGAAUCAAUGAAUUUAAGUAAUACGUAAUACUUAAACAAAUGCGGAAUGUUUUUGGUAAGAAAAAUGUAAUUUUUUUUUUUUUUACAUUUUAAAAUUGACAAUAGAUGUAGUGUUAUUAAAAUUAUUAGGAGUAGUUUCUACUUGCAGUAAGAUUAUCAAAUAUGUCGUAAUUGCUCCACAAAACUAUAAUUAGAAAAAGAAU